AUGAAGUACGAAACCGCAAUUUUCUUCAUCACCAUUCUAAAUUUGGCGUCUGCUGCUCCUGUCGCAGAACCAAAGAACAAAUUCAAUCUCCCCACAAUACCAAAGCGAAUGUUAAGAGGUCGUGAAGUUCCUCAAGAACAUUCCCACAAUCGAUUUCUCGACGGUGUCCGUGUUAAUCUGAACAUCAACAACCCAAACAAUAUCCAAGAUCCAGUCUUUGGUCUAUUGGGUAAUGCCGCCGCUAUUAAAGGAGCUGGAUCUAUCACCAAUCCUGAUUGUCUUCAUCAAGCUACAGCCGAUCAAGCUUUCACCAAUGCCAAAGCUGCUAAUAAUAUCACCGGUAUGGCGGAUGCAUUAAUGUAUGCUGCACUUGAAAGAAACACAGGAUCAGUUGGACUCGCAUCAGUCAUUUGCAAUGAAACUGCCGUUAAUCCAGAGAUUCAAGCAGUUCAACAACAUCAAGAUCCAGCUUCACCAAAUGCUGCCGCUACCAAUAAAGCCAUUGUUCUAUCACUCGCCAAACAACUUGCUUCUAUUGGAGCUGAUCCUCAAGAAGCUCUUCUUUCUGGUACAUUUGCACCUGGAACAAUUGGUGAUUCAACUGGUGCUGGUAAUACUUGUGAUACUGAGGAUGAUUCACCUGGGUGUAUCUUUACUCAAAAUCUUCUAGUGGAUGAUGCUACGGCGGAUGAAAUUACAGCAGCCGUUGCAGGAAUCUCAGCAAAUUCUACCUCAACAGCUACUACUUCUACCUCUUCGAGUGACUCAAGUUCCGAUGCGACAGGUGAUGAAUGUGCAGCUGCGGUAACAAGCACAAUUACAGCUGUAUCAGCGAUAGCAACAGAUUCUUCCACAUCUUCUACAACCAAAAUCACAGCAACAGGAACAAACGUUCAAGCAUUCACCGGUACUCUAGGCGGUACACCACCUCCAGUCAUUUCCUCAGCAGGAGAUCGUCCAUUCUCAAUUAAUGGUGAUACUUUUGUAGGUGAAGGAGCAGCUCUUCAAAGAAGUUGCAGUGUACAACAUAAUGCGUGUGCGAAGGCGGUUAAUAGUGGGGAGUUGGCGGGAGGAGAGGAACAGUGUGAGACGCAAGAGACGGCUUGUAAUGCUGCGAGUGGAGCGACGAAGAUGUUGAGAAGACAAGUUGGGAUGUUGUAG
Molecule: messenger RNA, 1161 nt
Organism: Sclerotinia sclerotiorum 1980 UF-70
Lineage: Eukaryota; Fungi; Ascomycota; Leotiomycetes; Helotiales; Sclerotiniaceae
Exons: 1
Coding region: 1-1161 (386 amino acids)
Source: RefSeq, a predicted model, not a curated record